This is a messenger RNA of Sebastes umbrosus (honeycomb rockfish), 1092 nucleotides long. Its product is annotated as serum amyloid P-component-like. The coding region runs from base 117 to 791 and encodes 224 amino acids. The record is from RefSeq and is a predicted model, not a curated record. NCBI's taxonomy places the organism in Eukaryota, Metazoa, Chordata, Actinopteri, Perciformes, Sebastidae. The transcript is spliced from 5 exons.
CAAAAAAAUAGAAAUAGAUAAAGGAAGGAAACACAGACAGAAAUGGGGAAGCAGUGAGUGCCCAAAUCUCACAAUCCUAUUCACGCUGCACACAACAUCCAGACACAGAUUUCAAGAUGAAGUUGUUGCUGCUGUUGGGGAUGCUGACAGCAUGUGCUGCAACUCCUCAAGAUCUGUCAGGUAAAAUGUUCACCUUCCCACAACAAACCAAAACAGCUCAUGUGAGGCUGACUACAACAAAACAGGAGUUCAGUGCCAUAACCGUCUGUCACAGGUCCUUUACAGACCUUCAAAGAGACCACGCCCUUUUCUCUAUGUCCACACCCUCUAAUACCAAUGCCUUCCUGAUUUUCUGGGACCAAACAAAUAAGGAGAUGGAGCCCCAUAUCAAGGAUACAAAGUCAGAAAUGAUGGGGCUGAACUACAAGUCGAACAUGUGGCACUCCAUUUGUACCACAUGGGACUCUACGACUGGACUGGCGCAGCUGUGGUUUGAUGGACAACGUUCAAUUAAGAAAUAUGUCAAUUCUGGAUCCCCCAUCAGAGGAUCCACUAAAAUUGUCUUGGGACAGGAGCAGGAUUCCCACGGUGGGGGGUUUGACUUGAAGCAGUCUUUCGUUGGCAUGAUAUCUGAUGUCCACAUGUGGGACUACGUCCUUUCCCCCUGUGAGAUCCAGAAGUACGUGGAUGGCCUGAACUUCACUCCAGGAAAUGUGCUCAACUGGGGUGCGCUGGAGUUCCAGAUAACAGACAGAGUGCUGACAGAAGAUAAACAAGAGUCCUGUGUCUAAACUUUAAAACAAUACCAUCUAUGUUAUAGAAAGUCAAAAAUCAUCUGUGUUAUUAUGUCCAAUGUGAAGUAUAACUUACUAAUGUCAGCUUUUUAUGUUAAAUGUUUAUCAAAGGAUAAGUUCUGAUUUGUCUUACUACUAUAAUCACAUGAAAGAGUUAUUUUGGUGUCUCUGAUCAUUCAACUGAAAAGAUCUCUUCCUAACAUGAUGGGGGGAAAAAAUCAGCAGUCCUCCUUUUCAGAAAUGAAUCGCAAAUCAAGUGGGUUUACCAGAUUUUUCAAUAAAGUCGUUCUACAAAGGU